This is a messenger RNA of Filobasidium floriforme, 2173 nucleotides long. RefSeq names its product glycoside hydrolase. Gene Ontology annotation, molecular function: calcium ion binding; mannosyl-oligosaccharide 1,2-alpha-mannosidase activity. The record is from RefSeq and is a predicted model, not a curated record. The transcript is spliced from 12 exons. NCBI's taxonomy places the organism in Eukaryota, Fungi, Basidiomycota, Tremellomycetes, Filobasidiales, Filobasidiaceae. Gene Ontology annotation, biological process: carbohydrate metabolic process; N-glycan processing. Gene Ontology annotation, cellular component: endoplasmic reticulum; membrane. Bases 175 to 1701 code for a protein of 508 amino acids.
ACUCAUCAACCUCCUCAUCAGAAACCCCUCAACCCCGCCCGACCCCAGCCGAAGUCAAGGAAUUGCCAUUCAGAUGGCCAGCCUGGGCUCCACCUAAGGAUCAAAUUGGAAAGCUACUUCCUGCUGUAGACGAUUCGAGUGAGCUGGUAAUCGAGGCCGACAAGGAAAAGCGGGAUGCUGUCAAGGAAGCGUUCGCGGUUUAUGCGCCAUCAGCACUCUUGGAAAGCAUAUGAGGAAAAUGCCUGGGGCGCCGACGAAUACCACCCGAUCUCAAAAUCCGGGUCCUAUCUCACCAGCAACGAGCGUGGAAUGGGUUACACCAUCGUAGACUCGCUGGACUCGCUCCUCUUGAUGGGUUUCGACGAAGAGUAUGAGCGCGCCAGAGAUUGGGUCAAGGAUGAGCUUAGCUUCGACGUGCCUGGGAAAGUCAACGGUUUCGAGACGAUCAUUCGGAUCCUAGGCGGUCUUUUAUCCGCAUACUACCUGACCUCGACGCAUACCAACCCGGUCUACCACGACGACUCCAGUCUCUUCCUCGAGAAAGCUCUCGACCUUUCCGACAGGCUCUUGCCUCUCUUCGACACCCCCUCCGGCAUCCCUUACUCGUUCAUCGACCUGGCCGCACGUAAAGCUUACCCCGAUGCGGAUAAUGGCGGGAUGAGCAGUCUGGCCGAAGCAGGGACACUGCAGUUGGAGUUCAAGUAUCUCAGCGAGAUUAGUGGGAACCCUCUGUAUGGGGAAAAGGCGGAGCAGGUUAUGAUGCUGCUUGAUAAGCAGAUGCCGGCCGAAGGGGUCGCGCCGGUUCUUUUGAAUCCGCAGACUGGGCAAUUCGCCCUGUUUGAUAUCAGGCUCGGGUCACGAGGAGACAGCUACUACGAGUACUUGCUCAAGCAGUGGAUACAAACGAACCGUACGGAACCCGUAUAUCGCAAGAUGUACGACCGAUCUAUGAAAGGCAUUGAGCAGGUCUUGAUGAACCGGUCGGCCAAGCAGGGGCUCGUGUUUACGCACGAACUCGGACCUCAGAGAGGGCGUGACGGUAUACCGCAAUGGAUGAUCCGACCAAAGCAGGACCACCUCGUCUGUUUCCUCGGAGGAUCGAUGUUACUAGGAGUAGCUUCCGCCUACCCGAACAAUCAGCCCGUGUGGUCUCGAUUGACUCCUUCGCAGCAGAUCGACUAUGCUGCAGGAAAGGGCUUGAUCGAGACUUGUGUCAAUACGUACGAGGGGAACCCGACCGGGUUGGGAGCGGAGAUUGUCAUGUUCAGGUCGCCGGCCGAGUCAAAGGCACAUAAGGGCAACUUGGACUGGUACAUCAAGCACGGGUUGCAAGAUGAACCCAUCCUGGACGGCCGCAACAUUCUUCGGCCCGAGACGAUCGAAUCCCUCUUCCUCGCUUACCGACUUACCGGGGACCAGAUCUACCGGGACCAAGGAUGGAGGAUGUUCAAGGCGUUUGAAAAGUAUUGCCGUCUACCUGGGGGUGGGUAUGCCGGGAUUGCGGAUGUGGAGAACGGGGUCCAGGUCGAGAGGUUGGACAAGAUGGAGACGUUUUGGUUGUCAGAGACGCUUAAGUACUUCUACUUGCUCUUCUCGGAUGGUCAGACCGUGCCUCUUGAUCAGAAUGUCUUCAAUACCGAGGCGCACAUAUUACCCGUGUUUACCCCCAAAAGGGUGUCAGACUUCGCUAGUUCGGUCUGACCCCAUUCUCUGGCUACACAAUCAUGAUGUGUAACGUGUAACGCAAGUUGCCGCCAUGAUUACAGCAUAAAAUCAACAUCUUCACGAAAACGAGAUUCUACCUUGCCGACCAAUUUGCCGGCACGAGCCGUACACCGCGGAUGCUAUUUUCUUACCGUUUCAUAUUUGACCCCUUGAUCGAACAAUAGCGUUCGUGCGCGCGUGUACGGGGCUUAGAGCGAUCGAGCGAAAGAAUACAAUGCCCUCUCUCUUUGUCCUGCCCGCUCUGAUCUCUGUGGCGAUCUGACGGCGAAACAACAGCAGAUCCCCGAGUUUUGAUGAAUCAAGUUUGAUCCACUUUUUGGUAUUCGCUUGAUCGCUCGAAGAGGCAAAGGAAGGAAGGAAGAGAUGGCUGGUUCAUAAUCACUCAACGUCAUACCAUAUCGCAUGAUCACGACUUCGACAACUUCUUCACGCAUAUCCAACCCUCUAG